This is a messenger RNA of Ricinus communis (castor bean), 1292 nucleotides long. RefSeq lists its product as uncharacterized. The record is from RefSeq and is a predicted model, not a curated record. The transcript has a single exon. Bases 308 to 811 code for a protein of 167 amino acids. Lineage: Eukaryota; Viridiplantae; Streptophyta; Magnoliopsida; Malpighiales; Euphorbiaceae.
AUUUGGAGGAGCCGUUUAAAAUUUUGGUGCAAGUAAAUGGUUGAUAGAAUAGGGAAAGUGGAGCCCAGGAGGAGCAGCAUAAUACAGCUCCUCCCACAUAAAGAAAACGAAUAAACCAGGCUGUGAACGCUACAUUUCACCUGUCCUUAAUUUCCUCUUCUUAUUUUCUUCCCCCUUCUCCACUCAUGAGAUGCUCUCCUAACACUGACAAAGACACAGCCACACAGAUCCACCAUACUAACUCCCAUUUUGUUUUUCUUUUCUCUUCUUCCUUCCAGUAGUUGCAAUAUUAAUUUGCAGCAGAAUCAUGAGCUCCAUCAUCCAGAGCUUUCAGAAGAGAUCAACAUCACUCCCAGUGUCACAGACGGGUACUACUGUCCAUGACGAAACAUCAAAAGACGAACAAGGAGGCAUUCGCAGAAGGCUUUCCUCUCUGUCCCUCAAAAUGCAACCCAUGGCUUCUCCUACAACUACUGAUUCAUGGGCAUUUCUUCAUAGAUCCAAAUCUGCAGCAGCAGCAGGCAGUUCGUUAAGGAAAUGGUGGGACUGGGGCUGGUCUUGGAUUCUCUCCAGAAAGCCUGUUUUCGCUAAAGAUCUUGAAAUGAAUGAAGAAGAAACUAAGAUUCUUGGUUCUCAUAACAAAGGCAGUUGGAGACAUGUUUUUUACAAGGUCAGAUCCGAGUUCAGAAAGAUUGUCAGAUCUGACAAUGUCGGCCUUCCUCAGACUUGCAGGUAUGAUUCUUUCAGCUACUCCAAGAAUUUCAACGACCAUGGAAUCUGCACAGCUGCUGCUCCUAUUCCUGCUCAAUGAGCCUCUUCAAGAUUCAGAUCAACAUAUAUAUAGAACUCUUUACUGUAUGUCUUUUCUUCUUUCAGAAAAAAAAUCAAAUCUUUCAAAUGUUUUGGCAAAUUUUUUCUUUCUUCCGAGUCAAUGUUCCAUGCAUCAAUAAUUCAAGAUUAUAAUGUUCUCUGAUUACUAUCACGUGCGUGGCGGGUGGGUUGGUGGUGCCGAGGAGCAAUUGUCAGAGGGAAAAGGAAAAGAAUCCUCCCAGCCGAUGAUGUCCCAAUUAUUAUCAGAUCGUACGUUGUGGGUGUGUACAUGAAUUCGCAAAUCGCAAACUAUUAAGUAGAGUAGCAGAGUGAUUAGUGAUUGUUGAUUAUUAUUAUUAUUCUUAUUAUUAUUGUUUAUUAUUAUUAUUAUUAAUAUGACAUUGUAAUUUUCUAAAAACUUCAUUGUUAUUGCAUCUCCUACAGUUUUGUAAUAUAAUAUAAGUUUACUUCUUUCUUGUUCA